AUGUCCGCCCUUGUUAAAGCAAAACACAAAAGACGCUUCAGAUUUUGCACCUCCUCUCGCCGGACCCAGAGAAAGCCCGUCAACUCCUGGAGCGGCUCCCUGGAGAUCGGGGUGACCGCCCUGGACCCCAACCACCUGGACUUCCCCAGCAGUGCCACCGGCCUCAAGGGGGGCUCCUGGAUCAUUUCCGGCUGCUCCGUCCUGCGCGACGGACGCUCCAUCCUGGAGGAAUACGGGCAGGACUUGGACCAGCUGGGCGAAGGCGACCGGGUGGGCGUCCAGCGGACGGACGGCGGGGAGCUGCGCCUCUGGGUCAACGGGCAGGACUGCGGCGUGGCGGCCACCGGCAUCCCUCCCCGGGUCUGGGCCGUGGUCGACCUCUACGGCAAGUGCACCCAGAUCACGGUGGUGCCGGGAAGCCCGGCGGAGGAGGAGGCGGAAGAGGGAGCCUCCCACGAUGAAGCCCUGGAAGCGCCUUGCAACCAGACCCGGCCGGAUAAAUUUCCCAACAGCCUGGAAUCGGAGAACGGCUUCUCCAGCAUGGAGCUGUCGGAGGUGGUGAGCAACGCCAUCCUGUCGGCCUACAACGGCAGCCUGCUGAACGUCAACCUGGGCAGCCCCCCCUCCGACUCGGCCCCCGGCGGAGCCCCCCCCAUGACCUCCAACGACGCCCUGCUCUUCCACGAGAAGUGCGGCACCCUGAUCAAGCUGAGUAACAACAACAAGACGGCCGAGAGGCGCCGGCCGCUGGACGAGUUCAACAACGGGGUGGUCAUGACCAACCGCCCGCUGCGGGACAACGAGAUGUUUGAGAUCCGCAUCGACAAGCUGGUGGACAAGUGGUCGGGCUCCAUCGAAAUCGGGGUCACCACCCACAACCCCAACAACCUGGAGUACCCCGCCACCAUGACGAACCUGCGCUCAGGCACCAUCAUGAUGAGCGGCUGCGGCAUCCUGACCAACGGCAAAGGGACACGGCGGGAAUACUGCGAGUUCAGCCUGGAUGAGUUGCAGGAAGGCGACCACAUCGGCUUGACCCGGAAGUCGAGCAACGCUCUCCAUUUUUACAUCAACGGCAUCGACCAAGGCGUGGCCACCACCCUCACCCCCUUGGUGGUCUACGGCGUGGUGGACCUCUACGGCAUGGCGGUGAAGGUCACCAUCGUGCACAACCACAACCACAGCGACCGCCUGCGGCGCAACAACGCCAUCAUGCGGGCGCUCUCGCCCGACGUGGGCCGGCGGGCCAUCGACGCCGGAGGGGGCACCGAGCCAGAACCGGAGCGUCUCCUCUUCCACCCAAACUGUGGCCAGAAGGCAGCCAUCAUCAACGAAGGACGGACGGCCCUGCGGCCUCAUGCCACCGACGACUUUAACCACGGCGUGGUCCUCAGCAACCGACCGCUGCGGAACGGCGAGGUCUUCCAGGUGAGAAUUGACAAGAUGGUGGACAAGUGGGCCGGCUCCAUCGAGAUUGGCGUCACCACCCACAACCCCACCUACCUGCAGCUGCCCUCCACGAUGACCAACCUGCGGUCAGGGACCUGGAUGAUGACCGGGAACGGAGUGAUGCAUAACGGUACGACCAUCCUGGAUGAAUACGGCCACAACCUGGAUCGCUUGAAGGCAGGCGACACGGUGGGCGUCGUACGGAAGGAGGACGGAACCCUGCAUUUCUUUGUCAACGGCGUGGCGCAGGGCCCAGCCGCCUGGAACGUCCCGCCGAAUAUCUACGCCGUGGCCGAUCUCUACGGUCAAGCUGCCCAAGCCACGAUCAUGGAUGACACAGAUCUCCUUCCGCUUCCCGACGAUCUCUCGGAGGGAAACAACCAGCUGUCCCCUAGCAGCCCGUCCUCCGUGGCUUCGGGCAGCGACCUGCGUUUCCACCACCUCCACGGGAACAACGCCGUCAUCACCAACGGGGGGCGCACGGCUUUGCGCCAGAACUGCCGCAGCGAAUUCAACGAUGCCAUCGUCAUCUCCAACCGCCCCCUACGCGACGGCGAACUCUUUGAGAUCGUCAUCCAGAAGAUGGUGGAUCGGUGGUCUGGCUCCAUCGAAGCAGGAGUCACCGCCAUCCGUCCAGAGGACCUGGAGUUUCCCAAUACAAUGACGGACAUUGACUACGAUACCUGGAUGCUCAGCGGCACCGCCAUCAUGCAGGACGGCAACACCCUGCGCAACAACUACGGCUGCGACCUGGACUCGCUGACCACCGCCUCGCGCAUCGGCAUGAUGCGGACGGCCAAGGGGGACCUGCAUUACUUCAUCAACAGCGUGGACCAGGGGGUGGCUUGCUCCGGGCUGCCCCCAGGGAAGGAGGUCUACGCCGUGGUGGACCUCUACGGCCAGUGUGUCCAGGUGUCCAUCACCAGCUCCACCGGCCCGCUGGACAACAGCCUCUCCACCAGCAACAUCACGGAGAAAUCCUUCCCCAUCCACUCACCAGUGCCCGGGGUCGCCCACCGCUUCCACAGCGCCUGCGGGAAGAACGUGGCCUUCCAGGAUGACGGCUGCCGGGCCCUGCGGGUCUCCGGCUUCUGCCACGGCAUCGUUUUCAGCAUGAAGGAACUGAAGACGGGCGAGGUCUUCGAGGUGAAGAUUGACGAGGUGGACGAGAAGUGGUCGGGGUCCGUCCAGGUGGGCUUGACCACCCUGCUGCCCUCGGACGCCACCUGCAUGGCCACGGGGCUGCCCUCCUCCCUCUUGGAGCUCCGGUCGAAAGUGACCUGGCUAGUGACGGGCUCCGAGGUCCGGCGCAACGGCGUCCUGCAGAAGCAGAAUUACGGGUGCUCUCUGGAGCGUCUCGGGGUGGGGAGCCGUGUGGGCGUGAAGCGCUGCACGGACGACACCAUGCAUGUGCUGGUCGACGGGGAGGACAUGGGGCCGGCCGCCACUGGCGUGGCCAAGAACGUCUCCGUGGUGCUGGACCUCUACGGCCGGGUCACCUCCGUCUCCAUCGUCAGCUCCAGCCUGCUGGAAGAGGCCGAGGCCACCCACCCGCCCUCCCUCGCCUCCGAGCCCUACAGCGAGGGGGAGGAGGAGGAGCCCACCCCGGUCCGUGCCCCUGGCCCCCUUCCCUUCCCACGCCCCGGGGGGGGGCAGAGAGGCUGGACAGCCUAGCGGCUAGAGCAGCCUUCCNNNNGUGUGUGUCUCCCCGCUUUCCCCCUCCCACAGGACCCCCUUUUGACCUCCUGCCCCCCCCUUCAGUUCCAGAUCGACUCCCUGAACCCCCAAUGGACGUCCUCGCUCUCCCUGGGUGUCAUCGGCAGCUCCCCGGAGCGGCUCAACUUCCCGGCCACGGCCUGCUCGCUCAAGCGCUCCACGUGGCUCCUGCAGCGGGACUCCGUCUUCCACAACUCCCUCAAGGUCUGCGAGAACUACGGCCCCAACCUGGACACCUGCCCGGAGGGGACGGUGCUGGGGGUCCUGGUGGACGCCAGCGGCUGCCUCCACCUCUACGUCAACGGUAUCGACCAGGGGGUGGCGGCCCAAGACGUGCCCAGCCCUUGCUACGUGCUGGUCGACCUCUACGGGCAGUGCGAGCAGCUCUGCAAAUCUCCAGAUGCUGUGACUAACGUUUUCUGCAGCAAUGAUGGUGUCACUGUAAGGAGGAGCUCACGCAGAAGGCAGUGGAAGAAGUUCAAAAAUAUCACCAAAAUUUCCAUCCCUCCGAGAAAUCUUUGCUACGGCAGUGAAAUGCUUGACAUCAUGACUCUGGAGGCCAAUGACACCAUUUUUUACAGGGACAAUGCGAAGGAGUUCCCCAAUGGAGUUUUCUACCCCAACUGUUCUUUGUCCCACCGGCUGAAUGACAGCAGCGAAACUCGAACUGAUGAAUGCGUUGAUUUCAUCAUCACUGCGAGCAACUUGAGCCUGCCCAACGGGAAGAAUGCAAGUGAUCGCAACAAGAGGGUGAUGUGGCUCGUGAUCAACCACUUGUGUGCCAAUGAAUCGUGCAGCCAGCCAUGCCCAGGAUCUUCAAAUGUUAGUAGUGCCCGUUACUUCAUUCAAAUUCUAAUGGCGAGCCUUGUGGCUUAUUCCAUGCUUAGCUCAAAGUAG
Molecule: messenger RNA, 4062 nt
Organism: Protobothrops mucrosquamatus (brown spotted pit viper)
Lineage: Eukaryota; Metazoa; Chordata; Lepidosauria; Squamata; Viperidae
Gene: NEURL4
Product: neuralized E3 ubiquitin protein ligase 4
Exons: 24
Biological process (GO): protein homooligomerization
Cellular component (GO): membrane
Molecular function (GO): ubiquitin protein ligase activity
Source: RefSeq, a predicted model, not a curated record